Molecule: messenger RNA, 3258 nt
Organism: Lates calcarifer (barramundi perch)
Lineage: Eukaryota; Metazoa; Chordata; Actinopteri; Centropomidae
Product: fez family zinc finger protein erm
Exons: 8
Coding region: 593-2431 (612 amino acids)
Biological process (GO): regulation of transcription by RNA polymerase II
Cellular component (GO): PcG protein complex; transcription regulator complex
Molecular function (GO): DNA-binding transcription factor activity, RNA polymerase II-specific; RNA polymerase II cis-regulatory region sequence-specific DNA binding
Source: RefSeq, a predicted model, not a curated record
AUUCACCUGAGCAGAAAUGAAAAGUGACAAAACCCAAUCUAUACUACAAAUAAAGGUGCAAAAUAUUUAGCCGUCAUUAAAAACAGUGGAUCUCCACAUCCUGUUUUCCUCCCCUUGUUUAAAAAUUAAAUCAAUUAUGUUCAGAAAAUAAAAAGAAAAUGUUUUUCAUACCAGGCAUGUCAAAAAAAAAAACAACAACUAAUUUUAGAGCUUUAUCUGUAAAACUGUGAUAUUUUUGCUUGAGGUUAUCAUACCGUCAGAAUCUCAUACUGGCCCAUGGCUAUUGAUAAAACUAAAUCAGGCCAGGAGUCUUUACAAGGGGAUAAGUUGACCGGAAACAGGAAGAUUUGAUGAAAACAUUCUGUUGCUUUAACCGGAUAUGACGCCAGAUGUUUGCGGUCGGAGGAGCCUGUGUUCAGAGCAGGAACUACCUUAGCUUAGCCAUCUUUACCUGCUCAACAUUUGAACACGUCGUUGUUGUUUUCCACUGCGAUGGUUUGACCAGUCUCCGCCAUUUCCAUCCCCUCCUCCCGGACGACAAACGACGUAUUUUCACCGACGGAGCAGCGGAGAGACACCGACUGUGGGAGCGAUGUCCAGCCGCCUGGCCUUCCAGACCCAGCUGGCCUCCAUCAUGGAGGUCCUGGCUAACGCCGCGGUGGCGGAGAUCUGUAAGCUGGUGGACGAUGACUACGCCGUGGUGAGUUUACAGAUGUCCCAGUGUCAGAGAGAGAACAAAGCCCUGAAGAGGAAGCUGCAUCUGCUGGAGCUGAAGAUGGCCCGGGGAAACGCCGAGAGGAGGCUCCGGGAGAGCGCCGUCAACAGCCGGCCGAGGGUGCAGAUAACCACCGGGGACAGGCACCGGGAGUCCUCUCCGUCCACCAGAGGUGUGUUUGAGCGACAGAUAGAUGUGCCUCUGUGGUCUGGCAGAGCGGCUGCAGGGGACACAGCCAACCAGCCAAACCACUCUGAAGACAUCCAGAGCAAGUCUCCAGGUGUGGAGCUGGUGGAGCCUGACGCGGUGUUGGUGAAGGAGGAGAAGGUGGAGGCAAACAUGUCGCGGGUUGAAGAAACAGAGGAAGACGUGCCACUUAUAGGAGAUGAUGGAGUGCUGGAGUGUGUCUCUGGUGGAGCCGCAGGGCAGAGACCUAACCUUGGACAGCAGGACAUCCAGUCCCAGUCCCAGUCCCAGUCCCAGACCCAGCCUCAGACUCAGAACCAGAUCAGCAGGACGAGGUGUCCCGGCAGCAGCAGCAGCAGAGGAGUGGAGAAAGAAGAGGAGCCAGAUGUGGUGUUGGUGAAGGUGGAGGAGAUGGAGCCAAUAACAGGAACUCAGAACCACACAGGCCUCAGUAUCCAGGAGGGGUUGGUGGAGUCGAGUACAGACGACUACAGAGGAGUGCUACCAUUUGAUGAAACCACACAGGCUUCCACCAGUCAGCUGUCUGACCUGCAGGAGUCUGGGGGGGGCUUCUCAGAGACUGCAGCCCCUCAGUCGACCCCCAUGAUAUCAGAAGACUCCAGCAGUAUAGUGGCAGUCCAGCUCAGGGUACCGGACACCAACACACCAGCCAAUCCCAACGCACAGCAGCAACCACCACCACAGAGAUCCAGUCACAGCAGCACUCUCACCUCUGAAUACUCUCUGUUUGAGCUGGAGACCUUCUUCACCCGGUGGGCCCCAGAUAAUGACUCUGUAUCAGCCCCUGGCGGCCCCUCAGAGUGUGACCAGGAUGGAGUUAUCAUCGUCGAUCCUGAACCAUCAGUUUCCUCAGCAGUGAGGAUGAGUGGAGGGCAGAGUUUGUCCUCUGCAGUUCACAUCCAGCCAUCGGUGUCACAAGCUCUGUCAGCAGGGACGUCUGUGUCCAUACCUCUGAGCAUGCAGGUCCAGCGUCCAUGGAGCAGAACACCAGCCAUGAUGAGAAGCGCUCAGUCUCAGCUGCUGCAGCCUCAGAGCAGCAGCAGGAACUCUGAGAAGCAGAGCGCACCAUCCUCCACUAACAGUGCUGAUAAAACAAGUGUGUCUGGUAUCAGCUCAACCUGCAGGACCAUGAGCUCCACCCUGGCUCCGCAGCCAGCUUUACCUGCCAGGGGCUCCACAGCAGUGUUGGCCAGCGUUCAGGCCGCCAUCGCUGCCCAGCAUCGAGCCAGCCUUUCGUCUCACCUCAACAAAAGUCAGGCUGCCAUCUCUGCGCCCGGCGAUCGGCGCAGGAAAAGCUACGUGUGCCGAGCCUGCGGCAAGGCCUUCUCCGGUCUGUCCAAUCUGGAGGCCCACGAGCGAGUCCACACAGGGGAGAAACCUUUCCGCUGCGACACCUGCGGGAAACACUUCUCCGAGGCUGGGAACCUGAAGAAGCAUCAGAGAGUUCACACCGGAGAGAAACCCUUCAGCUGUGAGCCAGUGUGGGAAGAGGUUCGCCUGGAUCUGUAACCUGAGGACACACCAGCAGUCCGCCACAGGCUGCGGACAACAGGCCAGAGGGGGGUUAGGACUGGGAUGAUCUUGCACAGCCAACAGGACUGUUAAUGUCAGUAGUAUUUCAUCCACACACACAGACAAACACCUGGCCUUUCCUUCAGUUUUUAACAGUGAUACAGCAGCAAUAUAUUCCCUCUGUCCUGAUGUUAAGUGUCUCUGAAACUCUGUAUCCCUGUUAGCUUUCAGUUUAAGGACCAAACCAGUGCUUUUCACUAAACAUUACCACUGCCCAUUUACCAAAGCAGGACAUGUUGUUUUGGAGCUUUGAAUGUGUUGGUUUUGGGCUAAAAGUUGACUGGUCUUCCUCUGACUAGUUCUCGGGUGUGGAUAGAAAUAUUGUGGGGAAUCAGUAACACAGUUCCCAGUUGAACUCCACAGUUAAGAGUUCAUUUUGUUGCAGUGAUGUGAGCAGUUAAGAUGAAUUAUGCCACUGUAUUUGUCCUGAGCGCUGUGUCAGCCUGUCCAAUUUGACCUGGAAAUGAAAGGGCAUCUUGUCAGACCUUUCCCUGUGCUUUCAAAACUAAUCCUAACCUAAAAUCCACAAAUAAAUACCAAAAUACUGCAGUAGACUGUAGAGUCAGUAAAUGACAGUGAUGUCUUCAAGGUGUUACUUCAGGAUGAUAUUUGUUAUCUAUAAUCUGUGUAUGUCCACCACACCGUGAACCUUUCAGCGCCCAGGUUUGAGGAACCACUGGUUGAAACGACUUUGUGUUGUGAACGCCUCAACUCACUCCUUAUGUUUCGUUAAUAUGUAAAAUAAACAUUUAAUUACACAAUCA